This is a messenger RNA of Melospiza melodia melodia, 671 nucleotides long. It is a transcript of the gene PPP1R14D, whose product is annotated as protein phosphatase 1 regulatory inhibitor subunit 14D. NCBI's taxonomy places the organism in Eukaryota, Metazoa, Chordata, Aves, Passeriformes, Passerellidae. Gene Ontology annotation, molecular function: protein serine/threonine phosphatase inhibitor activity. Gene Ontology annotation, cellular component: cytoplasm. The transcript is spliced from 4 exons. The record is from RefSeq and is a predicted model, not a curated record. The coding region runs from base 267 to 647 and encodes 126 amino acids. Gene Ontology annotation, biological process: regulation of phosphorylation.
UCCCUGCUCCUGUCAGCACGUCUGAUGGUGAAACCCAAGAGUCCGCAGCUGUAACUCAGCCUGCAGAGCCUGGCUGCUGCCCCAGCCCUGUGGCCACCCCUAACUCUCUCCCUAGCAUCACCAAUGCCUGCCAGCCCUGGUGCCUGUAACUAGCUUGUGCUGGGAGGCACUGCUUGCAGAGAGGCUUUGGUAAAGGAGGCAGAGAAAAGGGGUGAGAGAGCCCAAAGGAAGGAGAGUUCCUGCUGUCAGAGGAGGAGGCACUGAGGAUGGCCAGCAACUCCAGUGCACUGCCCCGGGUGACUUUCCAGACACCAGAGAAACCUGGGGAGGAAUCAUCACACAGGAAACUGGGCAAGCUGACCAUAAAGUACAACCGCAAAGACCUACAGCGCUGGCUGGACCUGGAGGAAUGGAUCAACGCCCAGCUGCAGGAGCUCUACCAGUGCCGGCUAAGGGAGGAAACAGAGGCAGCAGCUCCUGAACCACAAAUUGAUCUUGAAGAUCUCCUGGAGGUCCCUAAUGAAGAACAGAAAAUAAAACUACAGGAAAUCCUCCAUGAGUGCUCCAGCCCCACAGAGGACUUCAUCACGGAAUUGCUCAGUCGAUUGAGAGGUCUCCGAAGAGUCACCAAUCCUCAGAAGAAAUGACCUUGCUCACAUUGAAACUCCAGC